GGGCGUGGCCUCGGCGCCCGGAGGCGGUGGCGGCUGCUGAGGAGAAAGGAGAGGAGCGAGCGGCCGGCCGCGGGGAGGCGGUGAGUCACCUGACCGCUGCCCGCCCGCCGUCUGUCCGUCCGGCCGGCCCUCUCGCUGCCGUCAGUCGGGCCGCGCCGUGUCUCGGCUCCGCUGUGCGUGUGCACGUGUGAACUUGUAAGCCAUUGCAGAAAGCAAGCAGCAUUGAUCUGUCAGCUGGCUCUGACUUGUGAGGUGAGCUGUCACCCCGAACUGCCUGAAUAGGGGUUUGAGCCACGAAUCAAUUCUCCGGAGUUUAAGGUUGGACACAGUGGGGAGAAUGCUUUCACGGCACGUCCCAGCCCCACUCGCAACUCAGGAUGUCCCAGGGGGAGAGCGCAGUGUUUGCCUAUGAGUCCUCAGUGCACAGCGCCAACGUCCUGCUCAGCCUCGACGACCAGCGCAGGAAGGAUGAGCUGUGCGACGUCACCGUCCUCGUGGAGGGGCGGCCAUUCCGCGCCCACCGUGCCGUGCUGGCCGCCUGCAGCACUUACUUCCACGCGAGGGUCCUGUGCCAGGCUGACCCGGAGCUCAGCAUUUCUCUCCCAGAAGAGGUGACAGUUAAAGGAUUUGAGCCUUUACUUCAGUUUGCCUACACGGCUAAGCUGCUUCUGAGUCAGGACAACGUGGAUGACGUGUGCAGGUGUGUGGAGUUUCUAGGUGUUCACGACAUCGAGGAGUCCUGCUUUCAGUUUCUCAGAUUUAAGUCCUUGGACUCGACUGCCAACCAGCAGGAAUGCCCGAGGAAAGCCUGCUUCCCCGCCCACUGCCAGAAAGCAGGCCUCAGGCUCCCACUUCCAGACCAGAGGGAUUUAGAAGUUAAUGAGGUGGAGGAAUUUUUGGAAAAUAAAAAUGGUCAGACUCCUCAAUGUAAACUCCGUGGAUGUCAAGGAAAUACAAAACCGUCACCUCCCCUACAAGACAGUGCCAGUCAGACAUGGGAGUCCAUGUGCCUAGACAAGGGGGCUGCUCUGGCUCUGCCAUCUCUAUGCCCCAAAUACAGAAAAUUCCAGAAAGCGUUUGGGACGGACAGAGUCCGCGCUGUGGAGUCGGGGUUCAAAGACGCUCACACUUCUGUUCCGCCCAGUGAGACGCCUGAAAGCGAGUGUCCGGGAGGAGCCCAGGACUGCGCAGACUUGCAGGUGGUUUUAAAAUGUGAAGAAAGUAACGCAGCAGCAGAGCCUGAAGACACCACGGAGGAGCCUGCCUCUCAGUGCCCGUUGGAGCAGACGGGGGCGCCGUUCCUCCACUCCCCCGCGGACCCGCCGGGCCUCUACUCGCUGUCCCUCCUGCACACCUACGACCAGUAUGGCGACUUGAACUUGGCUGGUAUGCAACCCACAGCAGUGUUAACCGAAAAGCCGUUGUCAGGCCCAGCUGCUGGAGAAGAGAAAACCUUUGCUGGAAGUGAGGAUUUACUUUUGAAACAGGACUCCAGCCCUGGGGGAGAGGGCGGCCCCGCUCCUGGUGGUCGCAGCAGUGUAGAGCGGGAGGUGGCCGAGCACUUGGCCAAGGGCUUCUGGAGCGACCUCUGCAGCCCAGACGCUCCUGGCCCAGUGCCGCUGUCACCUGCCGGGGCCAACGAUGGGGCAGGACAGGGCCACUCACAGAAGCGGUCCGAGUGCCCCUGGCUGGGGAUCAGGAUUAGCGAGAGCCCGGAGCCGGGCCAGAGGACUUUCGCAACGUUAAGUUCUGUCAACUGCCCUUUUAUAAGCACCCUGAGCACCGAAGGCCAUGUGAGCAGCUUGGAGAUAGGAGCUGACGGUUAUGCCUCGGAGCCCCAGCAGGAACCCUGUCCAUACGCCUGUGUGAUCAGCUUGGGGGAUGACUCUGAGACGGACACCGAAGGGGACAGUGAGCCCUGCUCAGCCCGAGAGCAGGAAUGUGAGGUAAAACUGCCAUUUAACGCACAGCGGAUCAUUUCCCUCUCUCGGAAUGACUUCCAGUCCUUGCUGAGGAUGCACAAGCUGACUCCAGAACAGCUGGACUGUAUCCACGACAUCCGGAGGAGGAGUAAGAACAGGAUCGCCGCCCAGCGCUGCCGCAAGAGGAAGCUCGACUGCAUACAGAACCUGGAGUCGGAAAUCGAGAAGCUGCAGAGUGAGAAGGAGAGCUUGCUGAGGGAGAGAGACCACAUCCUGUCGACGCUGGGUGAGACCAAGCAGAACCUGACCGGACUUUGCCAGCAAGUCUGUAAAGAGGCGGCUCUGAGCCAGGAACAGAUUCAGAUACUCGCCAAGUACUCGGCCUCAGACUGCCCACUUUCGUUUUUAAUUUCUGAAAAGGACAAAAGUACUUCUGAUGGUGCUCUUGUGUUCCCACCAAUUCUGAGUUUACCGGAGGGGCCUCCUGCCACGCCACCUGCUGGGGGCCAAAGCCCCUGCUUCCCCGGCGGCGGGAAGGGCAGUGGGUCGGGCUGCGUGCUGGCUCAGGAGUCUGGGCCGAGCCCCAGGGUGGCCCCGGAGUGCGCGGGGCCCUCAGAGCAGAGCCGGCAGAGCACAGGCAUCUCCGACUUCUGCCAGCAGAUGACCGACAAAUGCACUACUGACGAGUGAGCCUCAUUCCUCCUUCCAGCCCCCGAGCCUCCUGCUGAAGCUCUGGCGUGUGUCUUGAGCCUCAUCCAGCCAUUGGUCUGCUGACAGGGCUGUUUCCCCUCCGUGGCUGAAGGGGCUUCUCUGAGGCCCGAUGCCUCGAUUCCACAGAGAUGCAGAGAUGGCAGCUUUCUGGAGAUGGAGAAGUUCCAUCGAACACGUAGUGAGGCUUUUAUUCUGUUUCAAAGAAUAAUAACUGUUAGUAGCAACUCUCCCCCUCAUUCAAAAUGUCAGAAUGUGGACUAGCCUAUCCAGCAGCCGUGUAACUGCAGGCGCCUACAGGGUUCCCCGAGGAAGGGCCCGGGGAAUCAGCAGCCUGCCCUGCCUGCGUGUGCUGAGAGAGCCUGGCCCCAAGAGCUGAUGGGGCUGCGCACAGUGGGGCAGCUGCUUGGGAUGCCAGAAGCCUGGAGCUUGGCUCCUCAGCUCCUGCUAAAACCAGAGGUGGGUGGCCUACCGCUGUGACCUAAGCGCCCAUGGGCCUUGAGGAGCCGGGGCAGGCAGGUGGCCCAAGCAGAGGCUCUGGCCCUGUCAUGUGGCUCUUAGGGGCUGUGGUCAUGGUAGCGGGUAAGAGCCACGGCUUCUCUCCUCAGUCUACCCAGCUGGUCCUUGAGGUCUCUGCCUCCUGACGUUCUGUCCCUUUGCAGGGGGAAAUGGGAGUUGGAUUCAGGCAGUGUUGCCUUCAGCUCCGUGGACCCCAAGGGCUCGCCACAGCGCAGUGCCCUGCAGAGCCCGACGUCUGGGGAGAGGGCCACCUGCAGGACUGGGAGCGGCAGGCACUUUCAUCUGGUUUUGAAACCCUUUGGUUUACUUGUAAAAAGUAUUCUUGUAGAUUUAAAAGAUGCCUCCAGAACAACCGUAUAGGUUUGUGAAACGGGAUGAAACUCGAUCUUGUUUCAUGUGAAUUUGAAUUUGGAAACUUGAGUGAAUGUUGCUGUUCCUGAAUCUGGUGUCUCGGGGCCCACGGUCCUGGUCCUCUUAGUCGUCCUUUGUGUCUGCCCGUCCUGUUCAAUGCAGCUUUCACCUCUGAGUGCUCCCGCACUGCUGUUACAGACUUGUUUGACAAGGAACGCUAGACUCUUGGCCUCCUACCAUUACAAAAGCGUGUUCUCAGGCACAGACAUGUGCAGAGCCUGUUGUAAAGGGUACGAAGGGGUGGUUGAGGGUGUUUGGUUUAGACAGUACCUCACUGAGUCAGACACCCAAGGCUCCAUCCAGGGCGUCCUGAACCACGAGAAGGGCCCAUGGGUGCCACUCCCGUGGGGACAGCUCUCGUCCGGGACAGUGAGCCUGAAGCAAGGCAGCUUUGGCUGAGAGCACAGGGACCACUGAGGACUUUAGACUCCUGGCCAGGUGCGACCCUUUCUGAUGGGCGGUGGCUGCAGGAGGCAUUCCCAGUCUAUGUCUGUUACUGGCUUAGUGAUUGUAAGAGAAAACUAGUUGGGCUUGCUUCUAGUCUAGAGCAGUGGUUCUCAACCUUCCUGAUGCCGCGACCCUUUAAUACAGUUCCUCAUGUUGUGGUGACUCCCAAUUUCAUUGUGACAAAUUGAACAUAAUUAGAGCAUAGUGAUGAAUCACAAAAACAGUAUGUAAUUAUAUAUGUGUUUUCCGAUGGUCUUAGGCGACCCCUGUGAAAGGGUCGUUCAACCCCCAAAAGGUUCGCGACCCACAGGUUGAGAACCGCUGGUCUAGAGGCUUUCAUGAAUACACUCAAGAAUGUGUCAGGGAGAAUGAAAUUAGUUCUGUGCUAAUGCAUCCCAGCCCAUAAAGUGUGUGGGCACAGACAUCCCGUGUAGCUGUCUGAUACUUAUAACUUUAACUUCAAAAUACGAAAUAAUAUAAAAAUGCUUCUGGUUUACAAAUGUAAAAUCUAAUACAAGCCAAUGGAAUCCUUGAUUUCCUACCUCAGCGGACACUCAGCUGUCUGUCAUACAAGUAUGCGUGUGCGCGCGCGCGUGUGUGUGUGUGUGUGUGUGUGUGUGUGCGUGCAGGUGUCACAUGAUCUGCUUCGUUGCCCCGUAAAUAACUGCUUUGAAAGCUUCCUUUCUCCUUUAAUGAUAAAACCCAGUUGUCUCCAGAGUAUGAUUAUGAUUUUUAAGGCACUUGGUUUAAAUUGAUCUCUACAUAUAAACAGCUUAGCAUUAAGGGUUUAUGUUAAUGAUACUCCGAUUAUUGGCCAGCUGUAAAGCAUAGCAUUGUUUUACUAGCCAGCAUGGAAUACACAGGAACUACACUACCUCAUACCUCCAUAAUUUUCAAGUUGUAACAGAGGGACAGGAAGAUAAAAAAGAUUUUAUCUUUGUCUUUUGGCUGUAAUUUUCUACAUAUUGCAUAGGGUUACACACUUAUGCGUAUUUUAAAGUUAACUUCUAAAGAGGUUUUUUCCUAAAAGUGUGUUUAAGUUGAUUUUCCUGAGGGUGCGGAAGACAAAUGGCUGGGUUGUGUGCGCACGUGUGCAGCGUUUUCUUCGUGCAGAAGUCUGGGAAGGUUGUUUUCAGUCUUUGCUGUGUAGUCACACGGUCCCGGUCCCCAGGUCUAUGAAUCGGCUUUCUCAAUGCUUGAUGGUUUUUAAAAAGCUGUUGUCUAACUCAGCAAAAUAAUAUUACCUUAAAUUUGUUAUUUCAGCUCACCUAUAGCAAAUGAUUUGUUAAAUUGUUAUGCUCAAAGCAAAUAUGGAUAUAAAUCUUGGUUCUCCAUGUGUAACUUUUAUGACAUAAUUUACUGCAGCUUAAUGUUUUGCCAGUUUUGAAUAAGGAAAUAUAUAUAUAUAUAUAUAUUAAAUAUAUUUUUAUUUCAGAGAGAGAGGGAGAGGUAGAAACAUCAAUGAUGAGAGAGAAUCAUGGAUCGGCUGCCUCCUGCCCGCCCCACACUGGGGAUGGAGCCCCAAAACUGGGCAUGUGCCCUGACCAGGAAUCAAACCGUGACCUCCUGGUUCACAGAUUGAUGUUCAGCUCCUGAGCCGCGCCGGCCGGGCGGGAAUUAAAUAUUCUGAUGUGGUAGGCGAUACAGGUUGCAUGUGGACACUCAGCCCCAUUCACAGCUUGGAAAAAAAUCAGACAAAUGGCAAUGUUAUAAUGAAUUCUCAGGUGAACUUGUUUUGUAUAAAACAUCUGUUUUGAAUUUGUAAGUAUUUUAAAGGUUUACUAAGGCAUGUAAUAAACUAUUCUUUGAACCCUGUUGGGUAAAUGAAAAUUUAAAGCCAUAAUGGCAUACUAAUUGUAAAUAAACAUCUAUUGAUUUUUUUGUAUCUUCCUUAAUAUAAUUUUCUAACAAUGCAAUAAAACCACUAAAUUUAUAUAUUCAUAGCCAAUUAAGGUCAUGUUUCAUUAAAACAAAACUUUCAUAGUAUUUAAUUUAUAUUUCCUCCCUAAUGUGCUAAUCCAAAUGUAGCAAAACGAUAGAUGUUAGUUGUUGGCAAUAAAUUGACAGUUAAAUAAAAUUCCCUAAAAUUGCUUCUAA
Messenger RNA from Myotis myotis, 6104 nucleotides. RefSeq names its product BTB domain and CNC homolog 1 (gene BACH1). Gene Ontology annotation, molecular function: DNA-binding transcription factor activity, RNA polymerase II-specific; RNA polymerase II cis-regulatory region sequence-specific DNA binding; protein binding. The record is from RefSeq and is a predicted model, not a curated record. The transcript has 7 exons. NCBI's taxonomy places the organism in Eukaryota, Metazoa, Chordata, Mammalia, Chiroptera, Vespertilionidae. Bases 378 to 2612 code for a protein of 744 amino acids. Gene Ontology annotation, biological process: regulation of transcription by RNA polymerase II.